Messenger RNA from Linepithema humile (Argentine ant), 1026 nucleotides. RefSeq names its product serine/threonine-protein kinase RIO2-like. NCBI's taxonomy places the organism in Eukaryota, Metazoa, Arthropoda, Insecta, Hymenoptera, Formicidae. Gene Ontology annotation, biological process: protein phosphorylation; maturation of SSU-rRNA. Gene Ontology annotation, molecular function: ATP binding; protein serine/threonine kinase activity. The record is from RefSeq and is a predicted model, not a curated record. Gene Ontology annotation, cellular component: preribosome, small subunit precursor; nucleus; cytosol.
AUGAGAGGAACGGCCUCCAUCAUGCGGGCACUACACAAGCGAGAACCGUACGUCACGCAUCCGAUUUAUAAAGUGUUAAGAGAAUUGUGCAAGCACAAAUUGCUUAGUUAUGAACGAGGAAAACGAUAUGAUAGUUAUCGUUUGACGAAUGCUGGCUAUGAUUAUUUAGCCUUAAAAGUUUUAACACAGAGAGGAGUAAUUUCUUAUUUUGGUAACCAAAUUGAUGUUGGCAAGGAAUCUAAUAUUUACGUUGUUGCUAAUGACAAAAAGACUCCUUUUUGUCUAAAAUUACACAGAUUAGGUGAGAGAACGUGCUUUCGAAAUAUUAAGAACAAAAGAGAAUAUCAUCAGCAUAGACAUUCUGCCUCUUGGUUGUAUCUAUCAAGAAUAUCAAUAACUAGAGAAUUUGCAUAUAUGACAGCACUUUUGGAUAGAGAUUUUUCUGUGCCAAAACCAAUUGACUUCAACAGGCAUUGUGUUAUUAUGGAGCUGGUUGAAGAUGGACUUUUGUGUAAUGUAAAUGAAGUAAGCAAUGUAGAAGCAUUAUAUGACGAGCUCAUGGAUUUGAUUGUCAAACUGGCAAAUCAUGGUGUUAUACAUGGAGAUUUCAAUGAAUUUAACAUAACGAUCAAAGAUGAUAGUAAACCUGUCAUCAUUGAUUUUCCACAAAUGGUUUCUACGGAACAUGAAAAUGCGGAAGCAUAUUUUUAAAGGGAUGUGAAUUGCAUUCGUGAUUUCUUUAAGAGACGUUUUGGGUAUGAAAGUGAACUGUAUCCAAUUUUUCAAGAUAUAUCACGAGAGGAUUGCAUAGAUGUUGAAGUCAGAGCUAGUGGCUUAACAAAACAAAUGAAAAAAGAUCUGUUUAAAGGAAUGGGUAUCGAUGAUGAUGAAGAAAAAGAAAAGGAAGAAAAGAAAAAGAAUGAGGAAAAGGCUCGCAAGAACCAUAAAGAUUUAGAAGAAGAAAUAAGUGAUUUACAACUUUAAGUUGAAAAUUCUGUAAGAGAAGUAUUUGAUGUUCCACAGAAA